UGGUGUCUCUAGGAGGAGCGAAAUGGAGGGCUCUGACAACCCAAUUCACAAGGGCAACCAAGCAUUCAUCGACGAAGACUAUCCCGCAACCCUUCAGGCUUAUGGAGAGGCGAUCUCUCUCGGAGGAGAGGGUGAGGCCCUUGCCAGAUCCAACCGAGCGGCGGUGUACCUGAAGCUCGGCAAGCACACCGAAGCUCUCCAGGAUGCCUCGGCCGCGGUGAAGCUGAUGCCCACGGAGAUGGCCUUCUACAGGAAAGGGCUGGCAGCUUUCGCGUUGGAAGAGUUCGAGACCGCGCUGGAGGCGUUCCGACAAGGCAAGAAGCUAGAGGAGAGAGGGGACAGCAGCGACCCCCGCAAGUACCGCACUUGGAUUCGCAAGUGCGAGGCCGAACUGGAGGCCGAGGAAGAAGCGCAUGCCGCGGCCGCCGCUUCCUCCGACCGGAGUAUGCCCACCACCACCACCACCACGAGCGAUAUUGCUCCGGUGUCCGGCGGUAGCGUUGGCGCCGCUGCUACCCCGGUGAAGCGGACGCCCGUGCUGGCGUCUUCGACCGCCCCCGCGCACCUGCGGAUCAAGUUCCAGUACUACCAGAGCUACGAGAAGGUGACCGUGGCCGUGCUCGAAAAGGGACUCAAGGAGAGCGAGGUCAAGGUGGACGUGGAACCCAAGCGCCUCACGGUCAAGAGAAAAGCGGGAGACAACGCCGGUGCCCUGCUGUUCGACAAGGUGCUGUACGAGGAGGUGCUCCCGGAGAAGUGCCGGACGCGUUUCAUGGCCUCCAAGGCCGGUCCGUUCGCUUGGUAG
Molecule: messenger RNA, 805 nt
Organism: Ectocarpus sp. CCAP 1310/34
Lineage: Eukaryota; Phaeophyceae; Ectocarpales; Ectocarpaceae
Source: the annotation of a GenBank genome assembly